GUGCUCUCUGUCUGACGUCAUCAGAAGGCGCCGCCUGGAUAUGCUAAGCGUUUAUUUAUGUUGCUACUUCUCAAGUCCUUUAUGACAUAUAGAGCGUAAUGGAAGUGAACAAGGACGAAGCGGAAAGAUGUAUCGAGAUUGCGGUCAAAGCAAUAAAGAGAAACGAAGUGGACAAAGCAAAACGGUUUUUAGAAAAAGCACAGAGACUGUUUCCGACCGAUAAGGCACAGGCAUUGUUCGAGUCUCUUGCUGCUGCAUCCACUGAAAGCAGUUCUCCAGGAGACAGCGAGGGUCCUGAGGAAGACCAGUCCAGUGCUAAUAACCACAGUGCGGCAGAGGACAGGAAAUCCGAAUCAGCCAAAUCAUACACUACAGAACAAGUAGAUGCUGUGAAAAGAAUAAAACAAUGUAAAAGCUACUACGAGAUUCUCGGGGUGCAGAAAGACGCUUCGGACGACGAUCUUAAAAAGGCGUAUCGGAAAUUGGCGCUGAAGUUUCACCCUGAUAAGAAUCAUGCACCUGGUGCUACGGAAGCUUUUAAAGCUAUUGGGAACGCAUAUGCUGUGUUGGCCAACCCGGAGAAGAGGCGCCACUAUGAUCAGUACGGCGAGGUGAAAAGCUGCCCUGGCAGACGAAGGCACUCCGAGCGAGACUUCCAGCCUGAUAUCUCCCCAGAGGAUCUAUUUAACAUGUUCUUCGGCGGAGGAUUUCCCUCUAGUAAUGUUCACAUGUACAGCAACGGGCGAAUGCACUUCAGCCGACAGCAAGGUGCAAGAAGAGAAGAAAGGGGUGGUGGUUUGGCUCUCUUGGUCCAGCUCAUGCCUAUACUCAUCCUUGUUAUUGUGUCCACUCUCAGCCAGAUGAUGGUGGCUGAUCCUCCCUACAGCCUCAACUACAGACCUUCUGUAGGUCAUACACAGAAGCGGAUGACUGAGACCCUACACGUGCCGUACUACGUGAGCGAGCGCUUCAGUCAGGAGCACAGUGGCGCAAACCUGAGACAGGUGGAGCGCAGCGUUGAGGAAGACUACAUCUCCAAUCUCCGCAACAGCUGCUGGAAGGAGAAGCAACACAAGGAGGGCUUGCUGUACCGUGCACGCUAUUUCGGUGACAGUGACCUAUAUCAGAGAGCUCAGAGAAUGGGCACACCAAGCUGCUCCAGACUGGCCGAGGUUCAGACUUAUGUCCACUGAUAAACCAGCGUGAUCACGACAGGUGUAUAAUUGAAUCUUCCCAUUAAAACUGUGGCAGACUGGUGGCAUCCAGGCAAGGGAGACAGAUUUCUACGUGUGUGUGUGUGUGUGUCUGCGUGUGUAUGUGUAUGAGAGAUAGAGAGAUGUGUGUCAGUGAAAGAUCGUCCUGUACAGGUUUGUAUAAGAAGAGCUCUUCCUCCAGCCCUUUACAGACCUGAGUUACACCUCGGUUAAGCAACGAUCCAAUCUUUUGAGAUAUUUUUCCUUCAAUCUGAAACACGUUUCAUUUAAUCAAGCUGAAACUGGAUGUGCAAGACCUUUUAUUAGGUUCCUCUAUAUACCACGAUCUAGUCACUUUGUAUUAAUUUAUUAAUUUAUAUAAUUGUACACUUAAUAUUUUAGCGAUGCAGGUUAGGUCACAUGCUAAUAUUAGCAUUAACGGUAAAUAAAAAGGAAUAAGCACUCCAUAGUUUAAUCUUUCAUCUUCACCACAAGGACUCACACAGCUUUGUAGUAUUUAUUCAAAAAAUCAGGAUGUUUUUUUAAAAGUAUAAUAUAUUUUUAGAUUUUGCAAUGCUGACUAAAAGAAAUAAACUAAAAGCUGUAGCAAAGCUUUUCCUCUGGAUUAUAACAAAACAAUAAAAUCUUAUGUGCCACUGCUGAA
Molecule: messenger RNA, 1857 nt
Organism: Silurus meridionalis
Lineage: Eukaryota; Metazoa; Chordata; Actinopteri; Siluriformes; Siluridae
Gene: dnajb12b
Product: DnaJ heat shock protein family (Hsp40) member B12b
Exons: 9
Coding region: 99-1193 (364 amino acids)
Biological process (GO): cellular response to misfolded protein
Cellular component (GO): endoplasmic reticulum membrane
Molecular function (GO): Hsp70 protein binding
Source: RefSeq, a predicted model, not a curated record